UCUUUGCGACUUGUUGAAGUGGCCAACGAACCACAAAAAGGGAAGCCUUACGAUGGAUACCGAUACUGCUAAUGAUCCGGAAAAGACACUACUAGGGAAGUUGCACAGCAAACUGCCGAAUGUGUGUCGCGUGUGUCUGUCCGAGGACUCUUUAAAAAGCGACGAAGGAUCUCAGGAACUGUAUCCGAUCAAAGACAUUCUGGUGCAGCAAACCGAUCGUACCGACAACAAUAUGCACUCGUUCUGCGACAUUCUUUCCGUGUUCGUCAACGACGAGCUCGAGGACGCCCACGGAGACCUGGUGCCGAGGAGUGUGUGCCUUAAGUGUGCGGAUAUGGCACAGACAGCGUUUCAGUUUGUCCUGCACUGCCGACGAGCGGAUAAGCUGCUGGGCGAGCAUUUCAAUGGUUCGAAAAACAGUGACCCCGAUGACGACGGCACGAUUGAGAAAGACACGGGAUCGUGCGAAGAGAAGUUAGAGUUUGAUCUGCUGUUGUCGAAAUCUGAUACCUUGGAAUUGUUGGACACGGCCGAAGUGGAGGACGGGCCGCAAAUAGAAAUCAUCGUGCGGAGCGAAACUGAACAACGGAAGCGCUUACAGUGUGAUAAGUGCGAGAAAACCUACAGCCUGCCGCAGACUUUGCGUCGGCAUUACAAGACGCACGAUCAAAAGGCGAAAACGAAACAUUGCCCGUUCUGCGUGAAAGUGUUUGCCCGGGCAGAUGACUUGGCCCGCCACUUGCGCAUUCACACCGGCGAGCGUCCGUAUUCCUGUAAGCUGUGUCCAAAGGCCUACAAACAACUAUCGGGGCUAAAUGAACACAUUCGAACGCACGGAGCGAUACCGCACUUCCAGUGCUCUGUAUGCAACAAGGAACUGACCUCCCGCAAUGGACUGUAUGUGCACAUGCAGGCUCACCGUGGUGAAAAGCGGCACUCGUGUCCGUAUUGCAGCAAGCGCUUUCUUACAUCCAGCGAGCGUACCUCACACAUGCGUCACGUCCAUGGCAACCAAAUUGCUUAUGAGCCAAAUUUCAUCUGUCCGAAUGAAAACUGUAGCAAAACAUUUGUAACGAAAGGUGCCGCUGAAGCCCAUCGAAAAAAACAUUUGAAAUCUGAUUAAAUAAAGCGCUGUAUUGUCAGUGAACCCAUUCU
Anopheles cruzii is the source of this 1155-nucleotide messenger RNA. RefSeq names its product zinc finger protein 878-like. Gene Ontology annotation, cellular component: nucleus. The record is from RefSeq and is a predicted model, not a curated record. Lineage: Eukaryota; Metazoa; Arthropoda; Insecta; Diptera; Culicidae. The coding region runs from base 53 to 1123 and encodes 356 amino acids. Gene Ontology annotation, molecular function: zinc ion binding. The transcript is spliced from 2 exons.